This is a messenger RNA of Arctia plantaginis, 4836 nucleotides long. The record is from the annotation of a GenBank genome assembly. Lineage: Eukaryota; Metazoa; Arthropoda; Insecta; Lepidoptera; Erebidae.
AUGUCGGUGAAACCGCGCAAAAUGCAAACAUUCCAGUCUUGCCUGCAUGAACGCACGAAAAAGAUAUUGGCACUUAUUCCUAAAGAACGUGCACCAUCUGAAACAGGUGAUAGUUCCGACGCUGAAAAUGAGCUUGCAUCACACUCUGAUCCUUCUAACUUCAGUUCACCUGCACCAUCUAUUGCAUCUUCGCUAGAGCGCUUAAACAUCUUAGAUAGUCCCGAUGAAGAUCCUCCUGAAACAAAUAUUCAAACCGACGACGACCUUGACCAGACUCCUUUGACUCCGAUUUUACAAAAAUCGCAAGAACCCAAUUACUCGAACUUACCGUCCAUAUCCUCUUUUCCCUUGUUGCCCACACCUGUAAACAGAAAGAGAAGACUCAGAGGACCAUCUGUAGUAACAAAAAAGAGACCGAAGCGAAUUCAAAAGUUUUCCCUCACUUACAAAUGGAAACAGUGUAAUUUUUUGUACAGAGCUCAAAUAGAAGAUUCCGUAGAAACUGAAAACCCUCCCGAAAUCUGUUCACCUUUUAGUUAUUUUUCAAUGUUUUUCUCCGAAAAUGUCAUGGCAAAUGUUGUGCAAGAAACGAACGCAUAUUCUGUGCAAAAUACUGGCCGCUCCAUAAAUUUGACUGAAGACGAAUUCCGCGAUUUCCUUGCAAUUCAUAUUCUGAUGGGCAUAGUAUCGUUACCGUCAUAUUUAGACUACUGGAGCAAAAAAUACAGGUACGAUAAAAUUGCAAGUAUCAUGCCUCUGAAGAAGUAUGAAACAAUCCGCCAAACUUUACAUUUUGCAGACAAUAACUUUGAAAACUCUGACCGAAGCAACCGCCUUAGAGGAGCCGAAAACAAAUUGGUGAGCGAAAAGGCACUAAAAAAGAAACAUAGAGGAGCCUUUAGUCAAACCGUAUGCAACAAAAACAAGUUGUCGGUUGUGAGGUGGCACGACAACAAAGCGGCUACUCUUAUCAGUUCCUAUACUGAUGCUGAACCGGUCCAUAGGAUCAAAAGAUAUUGUAAGUUUGCGAAGAGGAAAGUCGAUGUUGAUUAUCCUAAUAUUGUGAAGGAAUAUAACAAAAACAUGGGCGGAGUCGAUUUAUCUGACAUGCUGAUUGCCUUGUACAGAACUCCAUUCAGGAGUAAGCGUUGGUACAUGGCAAUAUUUGCACAAAUGAUUGAUAUUUGCGUGAACAAUGCGUGGAUCCUGUAUCGCAAACAUAAAGGCUCUGACAGUAAAUACAUGCGGCUGAAAGAUUUCCGGUAUGAAAUAUACCGUGGUUUAAUCAGCACAAAUAGAAGUGCUAAAUAUCAGAAAACGGAAGAAAGCACGAUCAAGCACGUUUGUAAACCAAGACCAGCUGACAGUUCACGUUAUGAUGGGGUUGCGCACUUUCCUUCAGUGAAGGAAGAAGGUCGUUGUAUGUACUGCAAUAAAAAAACUACGGUCAAAGUGAUGCUCCGUGUUGGCGCCUCCGGCGAAGGUCCAUUCACGAGCGGCACCCAAACCUUUUCAAUGGACAAGCGCAAGAAACAGGUCAGCUUGUGCGAGACAGCACCUUCUACCACCGCACCUGAAGACAGAAAGGUUGGGGUAGCAGCCCCCAAGAUGUUCGCCUUCGACGCUAUAUUCUCGCAGGAUGACUCACAGACGGAGAUAUGUUCAAGUGCAUUGACGGAUGUGAUCCACGCCGUCAUUAACGGUACGGACGGUUGCCUCUUCUGCUUCGGACACGCAGGACUUGGUAAAUCCUACACAAUGUUGGGGCGACCAGAUUCCACAACCGCGCUUGGGGCUAUUCCCUGCGCCAUCACAUGGCUGUUCCGUGGCAUCGCAGAGCAGCGCCAUAAGUGUGGUACCCGCUUCUCAGUGAGAGUAUCAGCCGUCGAACUGUGCACUAAUACGAACCAGAUCAGGGAUCUAUUGGCGCCUUAUCAAAAUGACACAGAACAGUCACCAGGAGUGUAUCUCCGGGACGAUCCACUCUUCGGAACACACCUACAGAAUCAGUCAGAACUGCGGGUGCACAGUGCUGAAAAAGCAGCAUUCUAUUUAGAUGCUGCUUUAGCAACCAGAGGCACUAGAGAAGAAGGAAAGGACAGUCAUCUUCUUUACACACUUCAUGUAUACCAAUACAGCGUGGGAGGCAAAGGCGCAGUUGCUGGUGGGCGCAGCCGCCUGCACCUAAUUGACCUAGGCAACUCUGAGAGGGGAAAAACAAAUGGCGGGAUACCACUUUCUGGUUUAGGAAACAUAUUACUUGCAAUUUUUAAUGGACAAAGACAUUUACCAUAUAGAGACCACAAUCUCACUCAUGUCUUAAAAGAAUGUUUAGGAUCUCUAACGUGUCAUACUGCGAUGAUUGUCCACGUAUCACCAAACUCACAAAACUAUUCAGAUACCUUGACAACCUUACAGUUAGCGUCACGAAUACAUAGGCUUCGGCGGAGGAAGGUGAAAUAUUCAUCGAAUAAUAAUGCUGGUUCUGGAGGUAGCUCUGGGGAAGAUGCUUCCAAACCAAGUAGCAGUGAACCAGAUCCAUCUAGUAGUGACUUAUCUGCGGAUACAGUAAUCUACGUAGGCCCUUUGGAUGAUGCUACAGAUGGAGAGCAUCCACCGGUCUAUAUACCACACAUAAAUUCUGGUGAUAACAGAUGUGUUAUGAGUAAAGCGUUACGAGGAUCAGCAGCAGAACAAAAACAUAAGUCCUCUUUAUCCAAAGUAGUUGAAGAAAAAAGUCCUGUACACAAACUUUAUGCUUCUCCAAAGGCAUCACCACUAAAGACGUUACAGCCAAGUCAUACCCCAAAAUCAUCCCCUGUACAUUCUGCGACAUCAAAGUCCACGCCUAUGAAAAAAGUAGGUGGAAAACAUAUAACAGAUGAUGUUAAGAGCAACAGUGAUGAGCAGUGGAUUGACGGUCCAAGAAUAUCAAAGUCAAAAUUAGUUGAAGCUAGACACAUAAUAAAGGAGACACAAAGUAACAAACGCGAAACUUGGAUUGACGGUCCUAUGCAAGAAACGAAAGUGCCGUUAAAACAUCAAGCGCACCCCCAGUUCGAGUCUGUACCCGUACAACCCAACCCAAUACCUCUUCAAAUUGGCAUUCUAGGCUCUCAUGGUAAUGAGAGUCUAGGCUACGGAUACAUGGACAACCACAAGAAAAAUAUGAUCAGAAAGUGGGUUGAAAAUCAAACAUCACAAAUUAACAAAUCUCGGCAUAGUUCACCAAGUCAUAAAACACACAAGGACCCUAACUCAAGAGUUCUCGAUGAAACUGAGAGUUCUCAUAGAAUGGAACCAUUAAUGAAAGAUGCUAUAAGACGUUUACAUGUAGAAGAAUCCACAAUAAGGACGGGAUUAAAAGCCGGUACGAAAGGAAUGGUAAUUGAGGAAGAAACCAUAGGCCUACCCGACCAGAGUACUUCUCAGAAAAAGUGUUCUAAACAAUCAAAAAAUGAUAUAGAUGAAGAUGAUGAUAGCGAAGAAUUAGCUGAAAUACCACCUGCUUUGCCAAUAAUGCAACCAAGCAGUCUCAGCAGUAGAGAAGUAUCUAUGGAAAGCUUAGAUAGUAAAUAUAAAGAAAGACUAAGAAUGAACGAUGAAUUGGUUUCAAAUCACAGCAGGGAUAUUGAUCCACAUGGUAUGAGUAGGUGUCCUAAUGAUGAUGAGGAUGAAAUAUUAGAAAUAAUUGAGAUUGAAGAACCUUUAGAGCCAGUUCCAAUGCAAGACUGUUGUCUUCAAGUUACAGAGGAAGAUAUAGCAUUUUGUAUGGGAUUUGACAAUUCUCUACCAGAGGGAGACCAAGAUGAUGAUGAUCAUCCACUGAGAAUACUUAGUCAAGAAAAUUUGACUGUGGCUUCUACUUUUACCGAUACUCUGUCUUUAUACAGUGAAGUAGAAAGACAAAUUAGGAAUGAAGCUUAUCUCAGACAAACAAUAGGGUUUUACACAGAAACCUACAGUGCUGAUCACGGACUUGAAUUGAAUCCUCAUGAAAGCCUACCAUCAUCGCGUUCAAGAAUAGACGAUUUGAUGGAGUUGACAGAACUGUAUGGAUCUCGGCGUAUGCUUGACAACAUUGACGUUGCAAUGACAAGAAUAGCACCACAAUUUCAAUCACUUUCUCUUUCAAACGUUCGAGAUACUGAAGAAUAUGGAGGUGAUGGCUCUGUUUAUAGUGAACCAGCAUAUAGACCUAGUGAUAAAAUAUGUAAUAGUUGCCAGCGAACCAUGUCCAGACCAGGCAGUGCAGUGGGAGAGUGUAAAGCAUAUCAAGAUAGGGAUACACACACUGACUGUUACGGGCCUUUUGAAAGGUAUCGGGGAAAUGAUAUAACGGAUGCUCGUAUUGCGUCUCUCAGGCAUCCAGACGGUGCAUCCGAUCCUAAUUUGAGAGAAGAAAAGAGGAUGCCUGGAAACGGAGCUCCGUCAUUUAAGGAGCUAAAAUCGAAUUUACAUCUAGAAGUCACGCCUCCUGUGGUUACUACUGAACCACGGACAGAAAAAAAUGAUAAAGGAAUAGCAAGGGUAGUUGCGAGUUCCAAACCUGAUGGAUACGACAGUGGUCAUGAAUCCACACCUCGGACGGGUAAACAUAGUCCGGCGACAACAUCAAGGCGUGCUGAGUCAGGUUAUGACUCAGUUCCAAGAGAUUCUGAUGCGUCGUCGCUCGAUUCGUAUCCAACACGACGUGCAGCUGUGGCCCGAGCACAUGCAAAGAAACACACCACAGCAAAAUAUAAACAACACAGCGAUCGUUCUUUUUGUUCGUGGCUUCGAAACCCAUUUACUUGCAAGUACGCGGAUACAGAUCCAGAAAUCAGUGAUUUUUAA